Kickxella alabastrina is the source of this 2823-nucleotide messenger RNA. RefSeq names its product Dolichyl-phosphate-mannose-protein mannosyltransferase-domain-containing protein. Bases 156 to 2378 code for a protein of 740 amino acids. Gene Ontology annotation, biological process: protein O-linked glycosylation. The record is from RefSeq and is a predicted model, not a curated record. Gene Ontology annotation, molecular function: mannosyltransferase activity. NCBI's taxonomy places the organism in Eukaryota, Fungi, Kickxellomycota, Kickxellomycetes, Kickxellales, Kickxellaceae. The transcript is spliced from 2 exons. Gene Ontology annotation, cellular component: membrane.
AAACUUCCUCACUUUUUCAUUUUUCAUUUCUCGCCGCUUUGCUAACCUUGGGUACAAAAACAACAUAUAUAUGGCAACGUAAUUUAUUUUAGCCUGCAUAGUUUGAAUCAAUAAAGCACAAAUAAAACCCUGUUAAACGACGCAUUUGAUUUGUUAUGCUUAUGCAGCGCCUUUCAUUUCGCGCCAUACUCCGGACAAGCGCGCGCAGGCCAAGAGCGUUUGCGCGGAUUCGCCGCUCCCAAAUCACCCUGCUCUCAGCAUUGACUUUUAUAUCACUGUUCGUCCGGGUUCACAGAAUAGGCCAGUUCGACCGGGUAAUCUGGGACGAAACGCACUUUGGCAACUUUGCCAACCACUACAUCGACAGACUAUUCUACCUGGAUGUCCACCCGCCAUUGGGCAAGCUUUUAAUUGCACUUGUGUACUGGACAUUUGGAUACCAGGGUGGUUUUGAUUUUGCCAGUGGCCACGAGUACCCUGAGACCGUGCCCUUUGUUGCCGCGAGGUGUGUGCAGGCUGGGCUGGGAGCUGGGCUCGUGCCUGUGACGUUUUGGCUGUGCCUGAGUAUGCGGCUUCCAACGGCGGGUGCCUGGCUGGCGGCGGGGUUUGUGGCAGCCGAUAAUGCAGUGAUUGGUGUUUCGCGAAUGGUUGUGCUUGACAGCAUGCUGAUGCUAGCGAAUGCCGUUGCGGUGGGAGCGUUUGUUUGUCUGAGGAAUUCCGGGCUGGCACCUGGCUCGCGCAAAUGGUGCUUUCAUAUGAUGGCGCUUGGCCUGGCGCUAUCACUGGUUUGCAGUAUCAAAGUUGUUGGUCUGCUGACGCUGGCGGUUACUGGUAUCUGCAUGCUAUCUGAUUUAUUGUGCUUUCGCAGCAGCCAGCCAAAACAAAUGAUCAUCGCAUGGUUCGCACACGCCCUGGCACUCUCGGUGAUCCCUGCGGCUGUGUACCUGGCGGGGUUUCUGAUUCAUUUCCAUAUCUUGCAAAACUACAGCCCGCAGUCGGACCACAUGGGGUCGGACUAUCUUGCGCGGUCAAACAAUUCUGCACAGCAGAUCCAGCCUCUCAACAUUUACUCGGAUUCAUUUGUUGUUCUGCGAGCAAGCGCGUAUCCGUUCGAGUAUAUGAGCUAUUAUUUUCAGAACGACACGGACGAGCACGUGCUGAUUACGAGGCGGGAGUUUGUAAUUGAAAAUUAUCUUGGAAUUCGAAUAAUGGAUUCCUCGGGCACAGAGCCGAUGUUGGUGCCCGAGAAUGCCCGCGACACAGACAAUGCCGACAAGCGUGCUGCUGCUGCUGUUCGUGACGGAAGUUUUGUAGAAAUUAGCGUGCCUAAAACAAGCCAGCAUAUGUGUAUUCCCGGCACGGAGCUUCCAAGCUCGCGUGGGCUUUUGGUCGAAUUUUGCGAAGCCAAUCGUCUGCAUGAUCUUUACGGGAAAAAUACGUGGCAAAUAGCUGUUUCCAACCAAGAAACGCCUGAACACAUGAACGACAGAAGCAAGCUGGUUCCAGUGGCGACAAAGUUCAGACUAAAGUCCAUUGAGCACAACUGCGAAGUAGCCAUCGACUACAACCACAUUGUCGAAGAAACAGCCGACCAGCAAUUAAUAAUACCGCCGUACGUAUUCGAGUGCGUUAGCGGCAGUCAGCAAGGCACAGUGUGGAGUGUCGAGCAUCAGAUAGUCACAAUUGACACGCCGACAGUUGACUUGCGCCAAAUUCUCGCCAGCAAAACAUCCCAGCAUAUUAUUACAUACGGGCGGUUGAUGCAUCUUAUAAACAGCAUGCUUUUUAUUGACCCGGAUGUCCAUAGCGAGUUUGAAAGCUCGCCCCUUAGCUGGCCUUUUUUGACAAGGCCGAUGCCAAUGGGCGGAUGGGUGGGUGGUCUGAAGUACACGCUCGUUGGUAAUCCUAUCCUGUGGUGGGCAUCAGCCAUAGUCUGUGUGUUUAUUCAUCCAUUGGUUGUGUUCUUAUCUUUGGUUAUUGGCCGCAGGUCGCACGGCAAGGUUGUCGACUUGGUUUUGCCCUGGGAGAUUCAUUUUCUCUGGGCAAUGUGGGCGGCAAAUUACUUUGUAUUUUUUGCGCUUUUUCGCGCCACAUACUUGCAUCACUAUCUGCCGGCUCUAUAUUUUAGCCUUCUGCUACUUGCGUUUUACAUUUGUAAAGGCGCUCAGGUGGUUGCCCAGACACUUCUUUCGGAUGAUGCACUGCCAGUGCAACAUCGCCGCUUGAUUACCCGUAUUCUAAUGGGAUUUGCCAUUUUGGUGCUGUUUGGAACCUUGUACGCGUACCCGCUGACAUUUGGAACCAGUGAUUCUUGCAGCCAAUAUUUAUACCCUGCGGUUAAACUUUGGAACCUUUGCGAUAUAUAUGAAAAACAAUGAAAUGUUUUUAAAGAGAACUUUUAUAAUCAGGAUUAUAUUUGAGGGAGAUUUAUUCCGGUAUAGGUUAAGAGUUCCUUGAGGACCCUGUUACCUGUCGACGAUGUUGUCAGCAAUCUGGCCUGUGGAUAGGUUUUCAAAACUGCUUAUUAUGCCGUUCAUAUCGCGCCGGACGUUGUGCAGCACCUUGUCUGAUAGCUGGCCCACAGUCAUAUCGUUGAAUAUUGUAUCGAGAGCAGCGUCGAUACUACAUCCCUGGUGGGCAAAGAAGAAGGUAAUAAGGCCGAGAAGAGCAAAUGUAAUUUUGGUAAUACUUCAUUUUUGUAAAAAAAAUAUUUUUGAUAACUAGAGAUUGAUAUUUUUAGUAUAAAACAAUUGAGAUUGAGAUUGAGAUUGGUAGAUAGAUGAAGUGGUGGUUAGUGGUUUUACUUAUUAAAAAAUUGAGCAG